ACCACCACCACGACCACUUCCGUCCCCACGACCACUUCGCCCUCGACGACCACCACCACGACCACUUCGCCCUCGACGACCACCACCACGACCACUACGACCACUUCGCCCUCGACGACCACCACCACGACCACUUCCGUCCCCACGACCCUCCGUCCCCACGACCACUUCGCCCUCGACGACCACCACCACGACUACUUCCGUCCCCACGACCACCUCCCGCCCGACGACCACCACCACGCCCACCCUCCCCUCGACGACCACCCUCCGUCCCCGUAG
Messenger RNA from Penaeus indicus, 279 nucleotides. RefSeq names its product integumentary mucin C.1-like. Lineage: Eukaryota; Metazoa; Arthropoda; Malacostraca; Decapoda; Penaeidae. The record is from RefSeq and is a predicted model, not a curated record. The annotation marks the transcript as partial. The transcript has 3 exons.